AUGUGCGCUCGUCUACCCUCACUCUGGGACGUCCCCGUAUCAUUUCAAAACGACGCAUCGAAUGUUAUGUUCGAUCCCCUCUUGGCGAGCGAGGACCCUUUCAAUGCGGCGCAAUCUGGCUUCCCGUUGACCGAUCUGAAGCGCGAGUCUUUGACCGAACCGGCGCACGAUCAGGUCAUUUCGGCGCCUAAAGAUGAGAAGAAAAAGAGAAAAUUGGGUCCCGAAGUUGCCGAGACAGAGCUGAAGAGAAGGAUCGAAAGGGCCGACACGUAUUGGGUAUUGGACGUUACAACUGAGGAUAUCCAACGCACAGUGAGCGGCGCCAAACGUGGGUUGAAUGUCGCCAAAUAUGUCAAGGACUUCAUCGGCUUGACAUCAGCAUGGAUGCUAGGCGAUGUCUACACGCGCGAAUACCGGAAACUCCCCACUCUGAUCCCCAGGGUAGUCAAGACUGUAGAUCUAAUAAAUAUGUCGCUCGCGACUCCUAUAAUAACAAAGAACGACAUCGAUGAGAAAAUGAUGAACUUCCGCACUUAUUGCUUUGUUCCAGUCUAG
Messenger RNA from Alternaria metachromatica, 555 nucleotides. RefSeq lists its product as uncharacterized. Bases 1 to 555 code for a protein of 184 amino acids. The record is from RefSeq and is a predicted model, not a curated record. The transcript is spliced from 2 exons. Lineage: Eukaryota; Fungi; Ascomycota; Dothideomycetes; Pleosporales; Pleosporaceae.